AAUUCGACCAUGAUAACAAGUUUAGAUAGCUGCCCGCUAGUGCUGAGCGAUUAACCUGAAUGUCGGUUCUUUUUUGUUUUUUAAACAACUAAUUGACCGACAUAGGUUCAAUUAUUCUAAUUUAAUUUACAUUUUAAAAAAUUCUGUGAGCUUAAUGCGCACAUUGCAGUUUCUCUAGAGAGAAAUCAGAUCCAGCCUGAACUGUGCGGUUUAGUAAGGAGUUGCAGUUUCCAACAUGGCCAAUAUUCUAUGUAGUUUAGGUCAUAAAACGUGGUCAUUAACUACAAUGACCAUAAUCCAUUGCGCAUCUACUUGUCCGGUCUGUGUCUGCUACGGAAGAGAUAGAUCUUGAGGAGAUAUAGUGAGCAGUUGUUGCUUCACGAGGUAUCUCUACCUGAAAAUACAUGAUCAAAGUGAUUGAUAGUUGGUAUUCAGCAGUCCUAAAAGUAUGCCUUAUUUACUUAGAAGAUUUUAUCAGACAGCAUAGGCAACAGUUCUAUAGAGAUGAUGACCUGGAAUUAAAUAAUAAAAUCAUCAAAUAACACAAAUAUAAUAUACACAACAACCUGAAAUAUUUUAGUAUUAUGAUGGUAAUGUGAUGGUUAAUAAGUGAUCAGCAGUAAUGGACAGUCACUACCAUCACGGGACUUGUAUUGUUUUAUUCUGUUGUUACAGCAUUCAACCCACAUAUUGCAUUUCAUGUUAGAAAAAUUACCAAAACCAGAAUAAAAAAACAUGAGAGUUUUUUCAUAAUCAAAUCAAAACCGAACCGACCUCAAAAAGCACUAAUCACUCAAACUAAUUUAGCAAUCAGAAAAAUGUUAUCUGACAUGGGCUUAUUGACUGACUAUCAGUGACUGACAUAACAAGAGAAAAACUGAUGAUUCACAGCCAUAUUUCGAAAUUGCAUCUUGUGCAUUCCACUAUUCUAACUCGCAACAGUAAAUUGAGACCCAGACUGAGUUACAAAUAAAAGGCCUUCCAUGUAGUAGACUGUCUAAAUUAGAGUCGGAGUGAGGUGGCCUUGCUCAUCAUAUUCUGUUUAGUUGAGUGGAUACGGGCGGCUGCAGUAAAUACUGUAGGUCUGUUUGGCUACACCUGGGUAUCCAGGUCAGAGAGAGAAGAGAAAGAGAGAGAGCGAGAGAAUAGAGAGAAAGGGACCGGGGGAGGGGGGAGAGAGUUGGAGAAUCCAAUAAUUUCAUCAGGUCAGUGAUUGUAUGUUAAUUCAUUGGCUAAAAUAGCAGUAUGAUAAUCCUGUAUAAUAAUCCGAUGCAUUAAUCCCGUUCUCUCCUGUUUUAAUCAGACAUAUUAAGUCUGUGAGUGACGGGCCAGCUAUCAGCUGAUGAGGCUAAUCAAUUCUAGGCACUCACACGCGCACACACACACGCAGCCCACAUACCCCCUCCCUUCCCUCACACACAGUCUAUUAUUCUGCAUCCUCCUGCUCCCUCCAUUCUCUCCUCCCUCUCCCCAUCCCCCACCCUCCCUGGGGUUGCUAAGGCCCUCCUCAUCCACUCUGGUAUCCAGGAUACGGAGACACACUCAGCCGCCUGAUUGGCUGCUCGCGGUAGGAAGGUAAAAAAAAAAGAAAGAAAGAAAAAAAAACUGCGAUCCAGGGAGUUGGAUGGAUGGUUGUGCUAGUGUAGCUUCAGGCAGACCCCAGCACCAUUUUAGCUUCAGAGUACACUUAAAAGGGAGCGCAAGAGAGGGAGGGAGAGAGAAAGAGAGAGGGAGAUAAAGGGAAAAGAGCUGCCAUGUUAGAGGAGCACAAAUAGCUGUGUGGACGUAACCCAGAUACGGGACGAGGAACGACAGAAGAGGACGGAGGACAAGAAGAACUAAAGGAGGUGGAGGGGAAAUGAGGAUUGUAUUAAGAAAGAUGCAGCAUUAUCUCUACCUCACAUCCUGACAAGACGAAGAAAUAGCGAAGACGGCGAGAGGAAGAGAGAAGAGGGAGAGAGAGAGAGGGAGAGAGAGGACGUGGAAAACAGGGAGGGAGAGAGAAGAGGGGAGUGCUCAGACACAGGCAGCAAGGCGUCGCAGUGAAGCAGAACGAGGGGAGCCUGGCGGAGAGAAGAGGAAGAGAGAGGCGGAGGACAGGCCGGCUGGCUAGUGAAGGAGGAGAAGAAGAGGAGGAAAGAGACGGACAGGGGGGGAGGGGUGAGGGCCCUGCCGGGGCCUACGUGAUGGCUCGCGGUGGUGGCGCUCACCGCGCCCGGCAGCGUUUGGGCUACCUCAACACAUUGCUGCGCUGCAACCUCCACCCAGAGACUCAGAAGGUGGUGGUUUUCAUGAUCAUGAUGCUGCUCGUCAUCAUCAACGUAGUGCUCAUGUUCCUCCUGGCCUUCUAGUAGAGAGACACACACGCCGACGUCACACACACACACACACACACACGCCGCGUAUCGUCGAUCAAGGAAGACAGAGAGGAGGAAGGAGGAGGAGAGAGGGAGGAUUCCCUGGUGGAGAGUUGGGGGUACAGCUGUGGAUGGGAGUCCAGGAUAAAAGGACGAGACCACAGCUGAUCAGUGAUGGCAGCUGUGUGUACGCCGAGGCCCUGUGGGACCAUGUCACCAUGGACGACCAGGAGCUUGGCUUCAAGGCGGGGGACGUCAUCGAGGUAGUGGAUGCCACCAACAAGGAGUGGUGGUGGGGACGCAUCCUGGACAGUGAGGGCUGGUUCCCAGCUAGCUUUGUUCGGUUGCGUGUGAACCAGGAUGAGCCCAUGGAGGAGUACCUAGCUCAGCUGGAGGAGGCUGGGGCUGGGGAAGUGGACCGGCCAGGGGUGGGUCUGAUCCUGGGACCAGGCCUGCCGUGUAAGGACCAGAUGAGGACUAACGUUAUCAAUGAGAUCAUGAGCACAGAGAGAGACUACAUCAAACACCUCAAAGACAUCUGUGAGGGUUACAUCAAGCAGUGCCGUAAGAGGAUAGACAUGUUCACAGAGGAGCAGCUGCGGUGUAUAUUCGGCAACAUCGAAGACAUCUACCGCUUCCAGAAGAAGUUACUGAAAGGUCUGGAGAAGAGGUUCAACAAGGAGCAGCCGCACCUCAGCGAGAUCGGAUCCUGCUUCCUCGAACACCAAACAGACUUCCAGAUCUACUCGGAGUACUGUAACAACCACCCCAACGCCUGUGUGCAGUUGUCCAGACUGAUGAAGACCAACAAGUACGUGUUCUUCUUCGAGGCCUGUCGUCUGCUGCAGAAGAUGAUUGACAUCUCGCUGGAUGGCUUCCUGCUCACGCCCGUUCAGAAGAUCUGCAAGUACCCUCUGCAGCUGGCCGAGCUACUGAAAUACACCAACCCUCAGCAUAGGGACUAUAAGGACGUGGAGGCUGCCUUGAACGCCAUGAAGAACGUGGCCAGGCUGAUCAACGAGAGGAAGCGGCGCCUGGAGAACAUCGACAAGAUCGCCCAAUGGCAGAGCUCCAUAGAGGACUGGGAGGGAGAAGACAUCCUCAGUAUGAGUUCAGAUCUGAUCUUCUCUGGAGAGCUGACGAAGAUCUCCCAGCCUCAGGCUAGGAGCCAGCAGCGCAUGUUCUUCCUCUUCGACCACCAGAUGGUCUACUGCAAAAAGGACCUCCUGCGCAGGGACAUGCUGUACUAUAAGGGUCGUAUGGACAUGGACCUGAUGGAGGUGGUGGAUGUGGAGGACGGGAAGGAGAAGGACUUCAAUGUGUCGGUGAAGAACGCUCUGAAGCUGCGCUCGCUGGCGGGGGACGAGGUCCACCUGCUGUGUGCCAAGAAGCCUGAGCAGAAACAACGCUGGCUCCGAGCCUUCCAGGAUGAGAGGACGCAGGUGCAGCACGACCUCGAAACAGGAUUCUCCAUCACUGAGGUCCAGAAGAAACAGGCCAUGCUGAACGCCUGCAAAAGCCAUCCAGCUGGGAAGCCCAAAGCGGUGACCCGGCCCUACUAUGACUUCCUGCUGCGUCAGAAGCACCCGUCUCUGCCCAGCACCGUACCCCAGCAGCAGGUUUUCAUGCUGGCUGAGCCCAAACGCAAGGCGACCACCUUUUGGCAAAACAUCGGCAGACUGACGCCUUUCAAGAAGUGAAACGUCGGAGAGGAGGAUUAGAGGAGAAAGGCUAACGCCUGAACUGACUUUUUUAUCCCCAAUCCUUUUUUUUCCUUCUCUCGUUUGUUCUUUGUUAUACAUAAUGUUAUCCUAAUUCAUAUACUGAUUAUUGUGAAAGAUCAACAUGAUGAUGAUGAUGAUGAUAUUUUUUCUUUGAGAAAGCACUUUAUAGGUUGGUUACAAUCAGACUUGGGAAUGGUUCUCCCGGACAUCGUGUAUACGUUGGGAGAAUGUUACUAGGACUAUUUUACCUGCUACUGCUACUACAACUUCAACCAAGCACCGAUUGGUACUAAUAUUACUACUGCUGUGUGAUCAUGUGACUGCCAAUGAGGCUCCUCUUUUUGGAAAGACGUUGACUGACGCAACUAAAUGAUUUUUUCCCCCAGUGUUUUUGUUUUGUUUCGACAAAUGCCAACUGUUCACAGUGCCAGAUCAAUUUUGCUUUUGUAUUUAAGUUUGUGCUGUGUCUGCUAUUGAAAAAAAGGUGAAAAAGGGGGAUAAAGUUUAUUGUACUUCUCUUUGUGCAAAGAUGUUUUCCUGGUUUAUUUUGAGCAUUUCAUAACAGUCGAUACUUAAGGGUUUGGGUGUGGUGGGGUCUUAAUGUUUGUGUAAACAAACAGUCUGAGAAAAACAAAUGGUACCCAGAUUUGAUUCUCAAUUCUUCACAAAUCUCCCAUUUGAGUUGCAGCAGCCCACAAACGCACACACACACCUGACCUUUGUCAUUAGCCUUACACUGUGCAUAUGAGUAAUUAACCCCUUUAUGGAAGUGCCAUCUGAAGUGUGUCCUGGAUGCUUUGAAGAGUAUGUUUUACCUUUUAUCAACCCCUGCAAUUACAUUCAUUUAGCAACAUUUUCAAAUUCAAGAUGUAUUCUCCUACUGUGGCAAAAUGAGGCUCGAUUGAAAAAAAAUAUUUAACCUUCAUUUAACUAGGCACAGUUAAGAAAAAUAUAUAUUUACAAUGAUGGCCUACACCGGCCAAACCCGGACGACGCUUGGCCUAUUGUGCACUGCCCCAUGGGACUCCCAAUCACGGCCGGUUGUGAUACAGCCUUCUACCGCUGAGAUGCAGUGUCUUAGACCGCGGCGCCAGUCGGGAGCUUGAUUGAAAUGGUACAACUGCACUUUCGUCCCCCUGGUAAGUGCAAUGCCACAAUACCACAUGAUUUCAUAUAAUCAGGACAUUUAACAGACUUUGAAUAUUGAAAGUAGAAUGUUAGAUUUUUCUAGCCUGGUCCCAUAUCUGUUGUGCUUUUGGCAACAUUGCUGUCAUGACAAUUCCACAAGGUGUUGGCAAGAGCACAGAAACAGACUGGUAUCCAGGCUACUUCUUUUCGAUACAAGUUUAACAGGGUGGAUCACCUUCUGGAAGUUCUACCCAUUUCCUCCAUGUCCCCAGAGGCUUCAUCAGGACGUUUUCUGUUUGUCUGCGACACCUUUCAUUUGUAGAUGAAUAUUCAUGAGUUUCUGGCAAGACAAAGUUGACUGUUGUGACAAAAAAUGUAUUUUUGUGUUCCUGCUGAUGAAGAGACUACAGGGAGCUUGAAGAGUCCCAGGAAGUAGGUUAGCUGGGCGAGAUGACAGCGAAACAACACCUCUUUUCAUCUCGCUUCACUGUCCAAAAGAACUACAAAUUCACAUUUGAGAAGGGUAACCUAUUUUUUAGACGAUCUGAGGCACUGAAUUGUUAGUGCGCUGCAGACAUUGUGGGUUUCUGUCUACUAAAAUCGUAAAGAUGCUAAAGACUGGAGUCAUAAACCAUGACUUGUAUGCCACCUUCUUAACAUGAUAGCUUAGGCUUUUUUUAUGAUUCUGAUUUGUCCUUUCCAUUUCCAAAAAGAUAAACUGAUCAUCUGCGGCUCAAUACAUAUAACACACAUUUAUAAUCAAUCAAUUGACCAUGGCUACUGUAUAUUGACUGUGAUCAGGUUCAAGAGGCCUACAAUAUGAUGGGGUUGACACAAAGAAGCCUGAAUCCAGCUUUCAGUUGGAGAUGUUUUCCUCUUCAAAAGAAAGUAGCUCGGUGAUGGAUUGCUCUCCCCUGGGAUCCACUGUGAUGUCUGGAGAACCGGGAGACACAGAGGGAUGUGUGCGCGUGUGUGUGUAUGAUUUCUAAAACAAAGUGUGUGUGUCUUGUCGCCUCGAGGUAGAGAUAUGGAACAUGGCCUCUCAGAAUUCAGUAUGCAGCCCUAUAACUCACCUGUCACGAGGGUUAUGCAGCACUAUAACUCACCUGUCACGAGGGUUAUGGAUCCCUAUAACUCACAUGUGACCAGGGUUUUGAUAGUGUUUCUUUUGGAUCCACACAAGCAUUCUCAAACAGGCAGAGACCAUAUGGAUCUUGAAGCUGGACAUUCAGGUAUCUAUGGCCUAGCAUGCUAGAAUAACCUUGGUUUAAAAGAGGCAUUUGUCUAACAUUUUCCCAAAUGGUUUAUUUUGACAUUUGAGAAGGUUUGGUAAAUUGGAAUUAUUAUCAUUUGUUACAUCAUGAUGUUUUGACUAAAUUGAAGACUGCAUGCAUAGACCUAAACAGAUGUUUUGUAGCUAAUGUUGUGUUUUGCCUUUAAAAUGCAGUCAGUGUUUUUACAACCUCUGCAGAACAUGGCAGUUUCUCUGCUUUGAUAUGUCAAUAUCAAUCAAAAAGUUGUUCAAAUGUCAAAGGCCAUUUUGCCCAUGACUGAACUGCAAGCCAAACAUUUUCAAACAGUCUGUCGGUCUGGAGUUUACUGACUCUUACUAGAGCUAUAAUUGGCUGUUGAAUAUACUGUAUACUCCCCAUGCCUCUCCACAAUUUGUACACUCAUUUUUGAUCUAUUGAGACAUCAUACAAUCAAUACUUUCCCAAUGUCACUAAUUAGCAAAUGAUUACCGCCCCCUCCCCCCAAUCAUUAGUUCAUUGUAGUGACAGAGUAAUUACACCUGAACUGAUGCUAUUGUUGUUGUUUUUUUACCUGUAUUUAACUAGGCAUUGUUAUUUAACUAGGAUCGUUGAUGACCUGGUUCUGAAUAGACAUCUUUAAACUCAUAUGUCCCUCUGGUGAGAAGGAAGAGGAGAUACAGUAGACUACUUCAGUCUUUCAGUGGUAUAAAAACAACCCCAAACAUUUCUCUGAAUGGUGAAUUCCUUGAAAUGGUGACUGAGCAUUUUUUUAUUUGACCUUUAGUUUGACCUUGAAGUGGGCUGGUCCAAUGGGAAUGAAAUGUCCUCUGCAAGAGAACUGUUCUGCCAACGAGUCAUUGUUAACUUAUAUAUUGCUGUACACAUUUCUAUUUUCCUGGGUUGGGUGAGUUCUUACUUUCAGUCUCGUUAUUUUCAGAAACACAUUAAAACACUGUGCCAGGGAGAGUUCCAAUGUUUCAACUUAAAUAUGCGUGCUUGUAAAAAAAAAAAAAGGUUUAACUAUAGUUUGUUUUAAUUACGAAAUGAAAAAGGAGGUGUUUGUAUGGUUGUUUACAUAUGCACUCAAUUAUGGGAAAAUAAAACGAUUCAAAAUGUG
Messenger RNA from Oncorhynchus kisutch (coho salmon), 7579 nucleotides. RefSeq names its product rho guanine nucleotide exchange factor 4. Gene Ontology annotation, molecular function: guanyl-nucleotide exchange factor activity; protein binding. Gene Ontology annotation, biological process: intracellular signal transduction. NCBI's taxonomy places the organism in Eukaryota, Metazoa, Chordata, Actinopteri, Salmoniformes, Salmonidae. The record is from RefSeq and is a predicted model, not a curated record. Bases 2489 to 4057 code for a protein of 522 amino acids. The transcript has 10 exons.